Molecule: messenger RNA, 1312 nt
Organism: Colossoma macropomum (tambaqui)
Lineage: Eukaryota; Metazoa; Chordata; Actinopteri; Characiformes; Serrasalmidae
Product: junctophilin-3-like
Exons: 3
Coding region: 119-1312 (397 amino acids)
Biological process (GO): regulation of synaptic plasticity
Cellular component (GO): endoplasmic reticulum membrane; junctional membrane complex; plasma membrane
Source: RefSeq, a predicted model, not a curated record
CACCACUACCUGGACCCUACCCCCCCAACUCUUUCCAAUUCAAUUUGUUUUGCACUUUUCUCCCUCUCUUUUCUUUUCGUUUUGAGGUUUGGGGUAUUUGCCAAAACCUAUUUCAUGCAUGUCCACUGGGGGCAGGUUCAACUUUGAUGAUGGGGGGUCCUACUGCGGAGGGUGGGAGGAAGGCAAGGCCCACGGCCACGGCAUCUGCACGGGCCCCAAAGGCCAGGGGGAGUACGCCGGCUCCUGGAGCCACGGCUUCGAGGUGCUGGGCGUCUACACCUGGCCCAGCGGCAACACCUACCAGGGCACGUGGGCGCAGGGCAAGCGCCACGGCAUCGGCCUGGAGAACAAGGGCAAGUGGGUGUACAAGGGCGAGUGGACGCAUGGAUUUAAGGGGCGAUACGGGGUCCGGGAGAGCACGGGGGCCAGCGGGAAAUACGAGGGGACCUGGAAUAAUGGGCUGCAGGACGGAUACGGCACGGAGACCUACUCGGAUGGAGGUACGUACCAGGGCCAGUGGGUGGGCGGCAUGCGCCACGGUUACGGCGUGCGGCAGAGUGUUCCCUACGGCAUGGCGGCCGUUAUCCGCUCACCGCUGCGUACCUCUAUAAACUCCCUGCGCUCGGAGCACAGUAACGGCACGGCGUUGCUGGCAGGCGAGCGGGCGGGGGUGGGCGCAGGCGUGGGAGCGGGUGGCCUGGUGGCCAGCCCUGCCGUGUCGCGCGGCGGCUUCGUGCUGACGGCCCACAGCGAGGCUGAGCUGCUGAAGGGGAAGAAGAAUAAGGGCCUGUUCCGCCGCUCGUUGCUCAGCGGCCUCAAACUGCGCAAGUCCGAAUCCAAGAGCUCGCUGGCCAGCCAGCGCAGCAAACAGAGCUCGUUCCGCAGCGAGGCAGGCAUGAGCACGGUCAGCUCGGCUGCCUCCGACAUCAACUCCACCAUCAGCCUCGGUGAGGGGGAGAGUGAACUGCCUGCAGGAGAGGAGGAUGUGGAUGCUACUGCCACGGAAAGCUACGCUGGAGAGUGGAAGAACGACAAGCGCACUGGCUGCGGUGUCAGCCGGCGCUCUGACGGACUCUGCUAUCAGGGAGAGUGGAUGGGGAACAAGCGGCACGGCUACGGCUGCACCACCUUCCCCGAUGGCACCAAGGAGGAGGGCAAGUACAAGCAGAACGUUCUGGUCAGCGGCAAGCGCAAGAACCUCAUCCCACUGCGUGCCAGCAAGAUCAGGGAGAAGGUAGACCGGGCGGUGGAAGGGGCUGAGAAAGCAGCGGACAUCGCCAAGCAGAAGGCGGAGAUCGCUCUGUCCAGGUGA